UUCAGUACAGCACCAUUUCCGUUAAAUUGAACGUUCCAGAACGAAAAAACAUAGCCGAACGCAGCCAUGUUGUUUGCUAAGUAUGUGACAAAUAUAAUUUGAUUAGGUGACGUCAGAGUAUAUAUGAAAGAAGUCGGAGCUCAAGGUAGACGAGUUUCCCUCAAAUUAUUACGAGUCGGAGAGGCGUUCAUGUGGAUUUUUCAGUCAUAUGCUCGUAUUUACAAGACGCUAUGAACGCAGCAUCGUCUCGCGCAUGUGGAUUGAAACGCCCCUCAGACGAUAAAGCUGAUAGGUCGGGAUGGGAAUUUUGCGACCCCCCCCACUCAGCAAACUCUUCGUAAUAACAUUGCUUUGUAAACACAUUUACAAUCUGUUAUUUUCGUUGAUGCGGCGUGUGAAAUAUCUGUAGGAAGAAAAAUUCGAUGGGCGCGGUGUUCAGGUAAGAGCACGCAUCAACAGGACUAGUGAAAAGCUGUAAAACCGGAUGGAAUUUACUGUCAAUUCGUGAAUGUUUUAAUCAUGUGACAGCCUGUCCAUUUCGUUGCUACCAGUCAAGCGAGAGGUAGCGAGAGAGACCAGCCAUCCUGCCGACAAUGUGGAAGACGAGGGGCCAUAAAAAGCAAAUCCCCUAAAGUGGAAACCGCUAUGAAACCAACCCGUAACACCUGGGGACAAGAUGACGUUUUGCCUUACCUGAAAGGAUAAAUAACAGCUAACUUUGACUCUCGCAACCCUCGAGAAGCGUAUUCGAAGAAUCGGAGAUAAUGGUGGCUCUUUCAUCGGUUUUAACGCCACUUGCUCGGUAUCUGCACAGACAUCUCAUAAAGCAAACCAAAGGUCAACGUUUGAUCCCUGUGAGAAGAUGCAACCUCACCGCAUGUUCAAGCAAAUAUGUGCUUUCUGCCUUGCAUCCAAUGUGGCAGGGACCACUCGUUGCUCCAGGGGGUAACAGACAAUCUCCUAUCGAUAUUCGGGUGCGUAAGAGCGUUUUUGAUCCUCACCUCAAGCCGCUGACCCCGGAUUACGACCCCGGGACGUGCUCACAGAUAUGGAACAAUGGGUACUCAUUCCUGGUUGAGUACGACGACACCACCGACAAAUCCAUACUUAAAGGGGGUCCUCUGGAGGAUAACUUCCGGCUGUGUCAGUUCCACUUCCAUUGGGGGGAGAGCAACGCGUGGGGCUCCGAGCAUACAGUGGACCGCCGCCUCUUCCCUGCUGAGCUCCACAUGGUCCACUGGAACUCUAAUAAGUACAGCCGGUUUGAGGAAGCUGUGAUGGAGGAGAAUGGACUGGCUGUUAUCGGGGUCUUCCUCAAGAUAGGGAAGAGACACGAGGGACUGCAGAAACUAGUGGAUGCUCUACCUGCUGUCAGACACAAGGACAGUGUUGUUGAGUUCACUAGGUUUGACCCAGCCUGCCUACUGCCUGCUAACAUUGACGAUUACUGGACGUAUGCAGGGUCACUUACCACUCCUCCUCUGACUGAGGCAGUGACCUGGAUUAUCAUGAAGCAGCACAUCGAAGUCAGCCAUGACCAGCUGGCAGUGUUCCGGAGCCUUCUCUUCACCUCAGCAGAGGAGGAGGUGCAGAAGAGCAUGGUCAACAACUUCCGCGUGCAGCAGCCCCUGAGUGGCCGCACUGUGCGGUCCUCGUUCACCCCCUUCCUGCAGCAGGAGCCACCUGUAAAAGGUCCACACACAGGCCACUGACCGGAGCCUGGGCAGGCAAUAAGGACCUGGUUCCAGGACCCAUAACGCCACACCAGACCUAGUCGGCACCUUUUGAAGACCAACAGAAUGGGGCCAGGGUGUGGAUGUUUAGAUAUGUUAGGAAACAUGGUUAGACAUGGUUAAACAUUAGAAACUUCAGAGUGUUUUCUAUCCAUUAUCUACUAACAAUAUGCAUAUCUUCUGGGGAUGAGUAGCUGGCAGUUGAAUUUGGGUAUGCUUUUCAAGUGUGAAAAUGCUGCUCCCUAUCCUAGAGAAGUUAAUUAGACCUUUUCCUUUCAUUUUCUAACCACCAUCUUGAAUUGUAUGGUCAGAGGAAAGGGGUCCACAGGCCUUCAUAAGAAUGACAUUUUACAUUGACAUUUUAGUAAUUUAGUAGACACCUUUAUGAAAAGUGAUUUACAGUAAGUGUAUUAACCUGAAGAUAGCUAGGUGAGAACCACAUCACAGUACAUUGUUCCUCAAUACAGAAGUUAUAGAGCAGAUUCGGUGCUAAUCGGAAAAGACAAGUGUACGCCUUUUAAAGGGAAAGGGGGGAUACCUAGUCAGUUGUCCAACUGAAUCUAUUCAACUGAAAUGUGUGUUCCACAUUUAUGAGGAUAAAACAGAUGUCUUUAAGAUGCUCUUUGAAGAGGUAGGGUUUCAGUUGUUUUCGGAAGAUGGGCACGGAUUCUGCUGUCCUAGUUUCAGUGGGUGGAUUCUCAUGCUCUGAAUGCAGAGUUGAUAGCUAUGUGGUCACGAACAUAUUCAGACUCUAAUCGCAUGUUCGUUUAAUUCCCCCAUUUGUUAUACACAGUUCUAAGAGCAGGUUCUCAAACUCUCCCACACAAUAAUGGGAAACCUGCAUCCCAUUUUUAUAUCCCCUUCCUACCGCUUCCGCUAGAUGUCAACAGUCUUUAGAAAUUGGUUGAGGUUUUUUCCUUUGUGUAAUGAAGAAGUACGGCCAUUUUGAAUGAGGGUCACUUGUUGUGUACUGUUUGUUAGAGACGCGUGACCAGAAAGCUAGCUACAGUUUGUUUUAAUCCUGUAUUGAACACAGAUCAUCCUGUCUUCAAUUUUAUCGAUUAUUUACGUUAAAAAAUACCUAAAGUUGUAUUACAAAAGUAGUUUGAAAUAUUUUGGCAAAGUUUACAGGUAACUUUUGAGAUAUUUUGUAGUUACGUUUCACAAGUUGGAACCAGUGUUUUUCUGGAUCAAACGCGCCAAAUAAAUGGACAUUUUGGAUAUAUAUCGACGGAAUUAAUCGAACAAAGGGACCAUUUGUGAUGUUUAUGGGACAUAUUGGAGUGCCAACAACAGAAGCUCGUCAAAGGUAAGGCAUGAAUUAUAUUUUUAUUUCUGCGUUUUGUGUUGUGCCUGCAGGGUUGAAAUAUGCUUCUCUCUCUUUGUUUACUAUGGUGCUAUCCUCAGAUAGGCUUUUUGGCAAAAGCAAACGAUGCUACUAUUUGAAUUCUGACAUGUUGGCUGGAUUCACAACCAGUGUAGCUUUAAUUUGGUAUAUUUCAUGUGUGAUUUAAAGAAAGUUUGAUUUUUAUAGUAAUUUAUUUGAAAUUGGCGCUCUGCAUUUUCUCUGGCUUUUGGCCAAGUGAGACAGUAGCGUCCCGCCUAAACCCAGAUUUUUGGAUAUAAACAUGAACUUUACCGAACAAAACAAACAUGUAUUGUGUAACAAGAAGUCCUAUGAGUGUCAUCUGAUGAAGAUCAUCAAAGGUUAGUGAUUAAUUAUAUCUCUUUCUGCUUUUUGUUACUCCUCUCUUUGGCUGGAAAAAUGGCUGUGUUUUUCUGUGACUUGGCUCUGACCUAACAUAAUCGUUUGGUGUACUUUCGUCGUAAAGCUUAUUUGAUUUCUGACAUGUUGGCUGGAUUCACAACACGUGUAGCUUUAAUUUGGUAUAUUUCAUGUGUGAUUUAAAGAAAGUUUGAUUUUUAUAGUAAUUUAUUUGAAUUUGGCACUCUGCAUUUUUACUGGCUUUUGGCCAAUUGGGACGUUGGCGUCCCACAUAUCCCAGAGAAGUUAAAGAUCAUUUCUUCAUCUCUUGGUUUUGUUCUUUGUUUUAACAGUAUAUUUUUUAGACCAAAAGACAAAAAAAGACAAGAUACUGAAAGUGUCAACAGGAACUUGCAGCUUGAGGAUAUUCUCUCAGAACUUUCAUCCAGCCGCUCUUCAUCGCCCUCAAAUCUUUUUGUUUAUGUUUGGUUUAUCAGAUGUUUCAAUCAGUUCCUCAUAGAUAGGGUUUUAGAACUAGGAAGUCCUCUCUGUGAUGUGAAUGGAAGAUCUUGGCUUUAACAGUAAUUAGCUCCUUGAAACAUGAAAUUAGGAUAGUCCAGGCUCUUUGUUAUGAGUAUGGUUGGCAGUAUAUUGGGCACUCCUUAUGCCAGUAUGUUUUGUUCAUAGGAUAGUCACACAUUGUUUUGAACUGAAGAAAAUAACUUGUUUGUUCAUUGUUUUCAGUCAAUCUGAAACCAAGUUAUUUUCUUCAGUUCAAAACAAUGUGUCGCUCAAUACGGAACUGGUCAGAUGACCUGUAUGCUACACUACAGGACUGUUUUGCGAGCACAGACUGGAAUAUGUUCCGGGAUUCAUCCAAUGGCAUUGAGGAAUACACCACCUCAGUCACUGGCUUCAUCAAUAAGUGCAUAGACGACUUCGUCCCCACAGUGACUGUACGUUCACAUCUCAACCAGAAGCCAUGGGUUACAGGCAACAUCCGCAUCCAGCUAAAGGCUAAAGCUGCCGAUUUUCAAGGAGCGGGAGACUAAUCUGGAUGCUUAUAAGAAAUCCUGCUAUGCCCUCAGACGAACCAUCAAACAAGAAAAGCGUGAAUACAGGAUUAAGAUUGAAUCCUACUACACCGGCUCUCGGAUGUGGCAGGGCUUGAAAACUAUUAUGGACUUCAAAGGGAAAACCAGACGAGAGCUGCCCAGUGACGCGAGCCUACCAGACGAGCUAAAUGCCUUUGAUGCUCGCUUCGAGGCAAGCAACACUGAAGCAUGCAUGAGAGCACCAGCUGUUCUGGAUGACUGUGUGAUAACGCUCUCGGUAGCCGAUGUGAGCAAGACCUUUAAACAGGUCAACAUUCACAAAGCCGCUGGGCCAGACGGAUUACCAGGACGUGUACUCAAAGCAUGCGCGGACCAACUGUCAAGUGUCUUCACUGACAUUUUCAACCUAUCCCUGACCGAGUCUGUAAUACCUACAUGUUUCAAGCAGACCAGCAUAGUCCCUGUGCCCAAGGAAGCGAAGGUAACCUGCCUAAAUGAUUACCGCCCCGUAGCACUCACGUCGGUAGCCCUGAAGUGCUUUGAAAGGCUGGUCAUGGCUCACAUCAACAGCAUCCUCCCGGAUACCAUAGACCCACUCCAAUUCGCAUACCGCUCCAAUUCGCAUACCGUACCUAGUCCCCUUUUGUAUUUCCUGUUCACUCACGACUGCGUGGCCAACAACGAAUACAACACCAUCAUUAAGUUUGCUGAUGACAUAACAGUGGAGGGUCCGAUCACCGACAACGAUGAGACGGCCAAUAGGGAGGAGGUCAGAGAACUGGCAGUGUGGUGCCAGGACAACCUCUCUCCCUCAAUGUGAGCAAGAAAAAGGAGCUGAUCGUGGAUUACAGGAAAAGGCGGGCCGAACAGGCCCCCAUUAACAUCGACGGGGCUGUAGUGGAGCGGGUCGAGAGUUUCAAAUUCCUUAGUGUCCACAUCACCAACGAACUAUCAUGGUCCAAACAUACCAAGACAGUCGUGAAGAGGUCACGACAAAACCUUUUCCCCCUCAGUAGACUGAAACGAUUUGGCAUGGGCCACCAGAUCCUCAAAAAGUUCUACAGCUGCACCAUCGAGAGCAUCCUGACCGGUUGCAUCACCGCCUGGUAUGGCAACUGCUCGGCAUCUGACCGUAAGGCGCUACAGAGGGUAGUGCGAAUGGCCCUGUACAUCACUGGGGCCAAGCUUCCUGCCAUCCAGCACCUAUAUACUAGGCGGUGUCAGAGGAAGGCCCAUAAAAUUGUCAGAGACUCCAGUCAGCCAAGUUAUAGACUGUUUUCUCUGCUACAGUAUGGCAAGCGUAGCGGAGCGCCAGGUCUAGGACCAAAAGGCUCCUCAACAACUUCUACCCCCAAGCCAUUAGACUGCUGAACAAGUCAUAAAAAUCGCCACCGGACAAUUUACAUUGACACCCCCCCUCUAGUACACUGCUGCUACUUGCUGUUUGUUUGUUACCUUUGCAUAGUCACUUCACCGCCACCUACAUAUACAGAUUACCUCAACUAGCCUGUACCCCUGCACACUGACUCGGUACCGGUGCCCCCUGUAUAUAGCCUCUUUAGUCUUACUGUGUUACUUUUUAUUAUUACUUUUUAUUUUAGCCUACUUGGUAUAUAUUUUCUUCUUGAACUGCACUGUUGGUUAAGGGCUUGUAAGUAAGCAUUAUACGGUAAAGUCUACACUUGUAUUCGGCGCAUGUGACAUUUGAUUUGAUUAUUGAUAUAUCAGUCCAAAUCACAUUACACACAGAGACCAUGGGAAUGGGGACUGUCGUUCUCUUGAUUUUUCAAUAGACUUGCUGAAAUGUUCAAAUACUGCAUGCAGUGAAUGUUAGGCUACUUCCAGGUAACUUUGCCUUCAUCUCAGAUAAUGUGAGCUUCCAACACAGUAGAGCUUGUAUAACAUUCAUUCAGUUGUGUCAUUGUUUUCACCUAUCCUCACUGCUUUGAGGAUCACUGUUUAUGGGACUCCUUAUCCUAAUAACAACACUCUCAACAAACAAAAGUGUUCCAUGCCUCAGAUCCUCUCUGUGCCCCUGCUGACAGGCCUACUAUGGGCUCCAUUCAGAGGAUGGAAUGAUUAUUUUCCCUUCUUGAUGUAGACCAGCCCUGAAAUUGAGGUCAGUCCCACCCUUAGAUUACCUGCCAGGAGAAAAAGCAGAACCUCCACAUCUGGAGGCAGCAGCACCUUCAUCAAAGAAUCCUGACGUGACCCUGUCCUCCACAAACAUCAAAACAGUGACUCGCUCCUGCAGAUUCAUGCUCUACAACCCUCAAACUCAACUCUGGACCUCGAAGCCAGUUCCACUGCUUUUUAAAGUGGUUCUCCUUUAAUCAGGGACUGAUUAAUUAUCAGAUAGAACUGGUGCAAUUAAUUAUCAGGUAGAACAGAAAACCAGCAGGCUCUGGACCUCGUAGGAAGAGCUGAAUACCCCUACUCUACAACAUCCCUAGAGUACGACCUUUCCUCACACAGGAAGUGGCGCAGGUCCUAAUCUAGGCACUUGUCAUAUCCCAUCUGGACUACUGCAACUCUGUGGGCUGGGCUCACCGCUUGUGCCAUCAAACUCAACCUGCAACCUAUCCAGAAUGCCGCAGCCUGUCUGGUGUUCAACCUUCCCAAGUUCUCCCAUGUUCUCCCAUCGAAGCUCGCGUCCACGACAAGACCAUGGUGCUUGCCUAUGGAGCAACAAGGGAAACUGCGCCUCCCUACCUUCAGGCAAUGCUCAAACCCUACAUCCCAACCUGAGCACUCCGUUCUGCCAUCUCUGAUCUUUUGGCUGUCCCAUCGCUAUGGGAGAUCAGCUUCCGCUCAGCCCAGUCAAAACUCUUCUCUGUCCUGGCACCCCUAAGGUGGAACCAGCUCCCCCCUGAUGCUAGAACAGAAGAGUCCCUGCAUAUCUUCCAAAAACAUCUGAAGCCCUACCUUUUCAAAGAGUAUGUUAAAUAAGAUGUUUCAGUCGCCCCCCCCCCACCCCCCCACCCCCACCCCCCAAAAAAAAACAACAACCUUGCACUUGUCUUUUUCUACUGGCAAUAACUUUGCUGGUAACUUCUUUAUUGAGGAAAAAUGUACUUACGAUGACUGUGAUGUGGUGGUCUCACCUAGCUAUUGUCAUGUUUGGAGAUUUGCUGGUCUUGUCCACUCAGUGUAGAUAGCUAAUGGUCAUCUGCAGACUGAAGAGCCUAACAAUUAGCAAGCUGAAUUAAACUAACGUUACUGUACUGUAGCUGCCUAAUCUCUUGUAUCUACACAGACCUUGUGUGGACGGUGUGGGAAGGUCUACGACAGGGAUCAUCAACUAGAUUCAGCCGUGGGCCGAUGUUUUUGUUUGUUUGUUGAGUGGAUGUUUGGGGGGCCGGAACACAAUUACAAAUAAUUUGUAGACUGCAAAUUGACUGCAAGAAGCCCAAACAGAAUGUUUGACGAAAACAUAAUCAUAUCAAACCUUGCUUACAUUUGUAUAUUAUCACGUGUCUCUCUAUUAUACUUGAGAACAGAUUUCUUAAAUUAAAGUCACUGAUUUCCUGUUGUUUUUACUGUCUUUUAUGUCCAACAAUGAAAAUAAAAAUAAAUACUUUUUUGCUCAGAAAACAUGGAGGGCCAAAUAAAACGCGGUCCGGCAGUUGGGGAACCCUGGUCUAUGACAACCUUAUAUCUUGUUUUAGGAUGUUUAUUGCAGUCAAUCGCAUUUAGUUACAGUUGAGCUUCAGCACAGAUCACACAGCACAGUGUCUCCAUACUGGGGCCAUACAACAAAACUGAAGGCAAACUGUCAGUUACAUAGUAUGGCAAUGUGGGGCUGAUAGAUGAUUGGCCAACACUACUUCCAAUCAAUCCACCCAGUAGGCGGGGCAUAAAAGAGCAUAACUGCAUUCACAACACUAUCCCCUCCAGAGGCCUCUACACUGACUUUCAUAUGUGCUCCUCAGUAAAAUAAAUGAGUAGCACACAAAGACAUUUAAGAGCAGAAUGAAAGUAUUUGAGGAAGAGUUUUUAUGAUAAAUGACUAAAAGUUAAUGAAAAGGUUUUUGGGGUGUUCCAUGAUCAAUAUAGUGAACUUAGGUGACACAACAAUGUUCAGCUGCCCCUUUAAGGGUCUGGCUGUUACCAUGGUAAUGGUGGGCCUCAGAUGUCUGUCUUUGAGAGAUGAUGUAGAGCUAACCAGCUUGUAGUCCUUAAACCCGGAAAUUAGUUACCGCUGGUUCGUUCAGCCAUUCCUAUGAGGGAAAUUAAUGGGGAAAGAAUAGGGUUUUGGGAUAAACGCCGAAAAAAAGGUCCGAGGUUAACACAGGCUUAGGAGAUCUUAUACAUUUUGUUCUAUGACAUAACAGUCAGUUAACAUGACCUUAAUCAAUUAUGAAGCCUUGUGCUUUUUUUUUUUUUUUUACAUAAAUGCUUCAAAAUUAACAAAAAAUGAAAGCUGGUGAAAAAUAUCUCAUAGAACAAAACGUAUAAGAUCUCCUAUGCCUGUGUUUACCAGAGAGCUUAUUUUCGGCAUUUAUCUUAAAAUGCUACAAAAAACCCAUAGGCUUUGUCCAAUGAACCAUGGCGUAGUUGGGUGGGCACAGCGCCCCAAGCACUAUUGCUGCAUGAGACUGUGAGAUGUAUAGGACUCUGUAGUUUUUUGUGUGAUUAGCUACCAGCUAUGAAACAAAAUGGCAAUCACAACUCGCAAGUGCUCAUACUUGAUUUUUUUCAGUUCGCAAACAUCUAUUUUUAGGCGCAUGUGCAAGUAAAUCGGUCGCACUGUAGCCCUGCUCCAGCAGUGCCGAAAAAGGCAGGAACAAUAAAACAUUUUCUAAAAACACUUUGUAGAGUAAACAGUUAAAGCUAUAAAGAACAAUAGGUAAGUAAACAUUACUAGUGAAUCCUGAAUGUCCUGUUCAAAUAUUCAACAUAUGCAAGGCAACAAUACAACAGUUCUUAGUUUAGGGUCCUGAGUUCACUAAUCUGUUUUCUUUCAUGUCCAGUCAUUUAUUUAAAAUAGCCUCUCAGCCCGGCUGAGCUGAAAAGAGCAUGACAAAACCACUUUAAGUUUGGUGGGUGGGGUGUGUCAUGGAAGUCUUUGUCAGGAUGCAGCCGCUAUCUGGUUGGCGCUUUCCUGACAGUAUGGACUGGGGGUUCUCCACUGUAGUGCCUGAGAUGUCAGGAAGAAUGUUCAGGAACACACAAGGUUCAGUGAGGGUACACUACUUCUCUUCACCUUUGGCUGGCUGAAGCACAGGUCUGGUGGUGCCUGUGUCGAGGCCCUUGGUACCAGAAGAGGAGUGGCGGCUCGGACCAGUGUUGAGGGUGAGGACCUUGGCGCAGGCAGCAGGGUGGUGGCCUUGCCCUGUGUCGAGACCCACGCUGCUGGGCUCAGCGCAGCUAGGGUCACUGCCACUGGGGUCACCAUCACUGGGGUCAUCGCCGCUGGGGUCACCGUCUCUGUGGACACCGCCACUGGGGUCACCAUUGUUGGGCUGGUCACCGCUGCCGGGAUCACUGCCGCUGUGGUCACCAUUGUUGGGGUCACCGCUACUGGGGUCACAGUCGCUGGGCUGGUCACCGUUGCAGGAGGGCUCACCGUUGCCGGGGUGCACUUUUGCUAGGGAGCUCACCGUCGCUGGGGACACCGUUGCCUCCCUCGCUCCUCUGGUUUUGCUGCUGGGACUGGGAAGCUGAUAGAAAAGCAGUACUGCACCUUCCUCAGGGCUCGACAUGAACCCUUGUCCUCUUGUCUGGGACAAGUACAAAAAAACUAAAAUCAGACAAGAAGAAUAUACAUUCAAGUAAAAAAACAAAAAUCACAAUAUCAAAAAAUUACUCGGAUCAGAAUUGUAUCAAUGGAAUAAUAUUCAAAUCUAUUUUUCAUAAAUGUACAUAAAUAAAAAAGCCUUGGCUACAUGACAAAGUGUAGGUGAUAUGCAUAGGCCUAUUGGCUACAGCCUAAUGUCCGUCCAAACCGAUGCUGAAAAGUUAGCCAAACUUUAAUAAGCCUUUUAAUUACAUAAAUAUAGGCUAAACGCCUGACAUGUUUUACAAAUAUAAUGAAUGAUGAUUAACAUUAAUGUCUAAAGGCUUGAUUUUGUCGACACAGGCCUACUCAAGGCACAGCUUGUUCAGAUCAAAUGGCCAAACGGCUGGAGAGUGAAGGACAGUGCAUGCCCUGUUGCUCACUAAACAUCACCCACCUUGAAUCUGAGGGGAGGCGGUCAGCAUUUUUUUACUUUUUAACUAUAAACUUAAUUGUUUAAAACAAGGACGUUCUAUUUCAUUUCAUGCAGCGUGUUUUACCUUAUUUCAAAGCAGCAUAAACACAAUACAACCACAGAAAUGUUGAAGGAAUUAUUUUAUGAACACUUAAUAUGCCAUUGAAACCAGCAUUUUUCUCAUGUUCUAUUGGUUUUCAAAUCAAGGUUAUUUUAUUGUCCAGCAGCCAAUGGCAUAAUCCUAGUGAUAUUAGUAACCAGUGGAUCUGGGCCGAUUCCGGCUGAGAGUCGAGGCACACCGCUGAGAGUCAGACUCGGCCGACGUCAUGUGGCCCGAGUCUGGGCCGUCUUCGGCAGUUUUACUUAUGGCUAGGCUGCGGGGAUUGAGCUCGGGCAGAUUCCGGUGUGAGUUAUCUGGCCCAAAUGUAUUACUUGGGGCUCGGGCUGAUUGAGGCUACUCUCUGGCAGAUGAUUACACGGGCUGCUUUAUAUAAUUAACAUUUCAUUAUUUAUUUUUCCAUAUUUUCUAAUUGUUUCUGUGAUCAAAAAUACAAUGAACAAUGAAAUUAAAUUCUUUAAGAGUCCUGUGUAGUAUUUUAGUAUUUUGAUACUUUGUGCAAGGCAAUUGAUAAGCAUUAAACACUUGUGUCGCUGCGGUCUAAAACACUGCAUUGCAGUGCAAGCUGUGUUGCUACAGAUGCUGGUUUGAGACCCGUGCCGGCUGUGACCGGGACACUCAUGAGGUGACGCACAAUUGGCCCAGCGUCGUCUGAGUUAAGGGAGGGUUUGGCCGGCCGCGAUGUCCUUGUCCCAUCGCGCUGUGGCGGGACAGGCGCACGCACGCUGACACGGUCAACAGGUGUAUGGUGUUUCCUCCGACCCCCAAUUUUUUUUUUUGUGGAUCGGUAUUGUAAUAUUUGUGUUGUGGAGAAAUGACCAGGCAAGAGACGGGAGUACAGUUCGUUUUCGAUUAGUCAAAACCUCUCGUGCUCUACAGCCCCCGGCACAAUAGUGCGCAUGUGCAUUUCCUAUUAGGUGUAGUAACAUAACACUGCCGUAAUACAUUACUGCUUAGUAACAGCAUAGUAACUAAUAUAAACAGAUGUAGAUCACAGAUACUACAGGUAUAAUUUGUAUGUAUACUAGUAAUAUUUAAAAUUACUAAAUCAGGUAAUUGUGUAUACAUGUAUUUAAAUUUGCAUCGGGACGAUUCUGGGGUGAUUCUGGUAAAAUGUUGGCAAAGUUGCCUGAAUUCCGGUAGACAGAAACAGCCCGAUUCUAGGCAGUCAUUAAUUUUGAUUCAGGCCGAGUCCGACACCCGAUUCUGGGCCGAUUCAAUCAGUUCCUGGGCCGAUUCCUCAUUGCUAGCUGGGAACCCAUGCUAGUUGAUGCAUCUUAAAAUCUCCUAUCUUUCUUAAUUUCUAACAUAUAUUUUAAUCUGUCACAUGAAACAGUUUGCGCAUGAGGUGCAAUUUUGAGAAAACAAGUUUUUCCAACUAAUUGCAUUUUGGAAAAUUCACAGGUAGCCUACAGCCAGGUGCACAUUAUUGAGUUUAUAACAUAUAUUGCUAAGGUUAUAAUAUGAAGAAAUACAACUUUAUCAACAUUUUAAGCUAAAUGGUCUGAUCUGUUGCAUCAGUGUCACGAUCGUCUUCCUGAAAGAGAGUGGACCAAGGCGCAGCGUGUGAAAAUUGCAUCUUUAUUUUGGAAGAGAGAAAACACGAAACGAACACUAUACACAAACUAACAAAACAACAAACGACCGUGAAGCUAAAUAACGUAAGUGCACAGACAAGCAACAAACGUUCAACAUAGACAUAGACAAUUACCCACAAAAGCCUAAAGCCUAUGGCUGCCUUAAAUAUGGCUCCCAAUCAGAGACAACAAUAAACAGCUGUCUCUGAUUGAGAACCAAAUCAGGCAACCAUAGACUUUCCUAAACACCUACACUGAACACAACCCCAUACAUACUAAUAACCCCUUAAACAAUACACACACCCUAAACUAGACAAAACACAAAGACAACCCACCCCAACUCACGCCCUGACCAACUAAAUAAAUAAAAGAAAAAGGAACAAUAGGUCAGGAACGUGACAAUCAGCCUCAUUGCUUUUUAUAUUUUUGUUGUCUCAGAAUGGUUCCAGAGACUGUUUUGAACCGUAGACAUUUUUCGACAGGAAGACAUACAUUUCGGGCCCUUCUCAAAAUUGGAAAGAUGUUUUGACUUUGUGGCGGAGUUAUCUAGUGGAAAUCGGGUCACGCGGCAAAUGUAGAAAUCUCUCUGUUUUUUCCUGGCUGCUGAAAUUCUACACUGUUCGCUUAACUUCAAUGUUAAUAUUGUAGGGAAUCAUUGUACCAUCUAAGUCGCUGUGAAAUAUAUUUUCAAUUACAAAAAAUCUCAUUUUUACAGCUGUGUGAAGCUGUAACUGAAAGUAAAAGGCUCAAGCACGUUACUAAUGUUACAGGGAAAUGGGAUGCAGCGGGAUGGGGAGAUUUGUUUUGAAUUCAUCCUAGUGCUGUUGCAAUUCACCUGCUUCCACAUAGGGCACAAAUUAUAUUUGUAUUUAUUUAACUAGGCAAGUCAGUUAAGAACAAAUUCUUAUUUACAAUGACAGCCAAACCCUACCACGGACGACACUGGGUCAAUUGUGCCCCAUUGGACUCCCAAUCAAAGCUGGUUGUGAUACAGCCUGGAAUUUUUUUUAUUUUUUUUAUUUUAUUUUUUUACCUUUAUUUAACUAGGCAAGUCAGUUAAGAACAAAUUCUUAUUUUCAAUGACGGCCUAGGAACAGUGGGUUAACUGCCUGUUCAGGGGCAGAACGACAGAUUUGUACCUUGUCAGCUCGGGGAUUUGAACUUGCAACCUUCCGGUUACUAGUCCAACGCUCUAACCACUAGGCUACCCUGCCGCCCCAAAUUGAACCAGAGUCUGUAGUGAUGCCUCUAGCACUGAGAUGUAGUGCCUUAGACUGCUGCGCUACUCGGGAGCCCCCUAUGUGUAGCACCUUUAACGAAUAGAGAUUGUCUGUAAAAACAUGACCAAAAGAACUCGGACCAGAUUUCUGUCCUGACUGUUUCAUUUGGUGGAAGAAUUGAUUUGUAUGAGCUUACUUAUCAAAAUAAUAAGUUGUUAUAAUACUGUAUGUUGAUAAAUGUUUUAUACAAGCAAUAAGGCACGCGAGGCAGUGCUGUAUCCUGAAUACAGUCACAGGUAAAUGGGUUGACUGGGCCUCAAGCGUGGGCCGAACAAAGCCAUUUAGGCUACAUGUGACUGUAUUCACGACACAGCAUGCCUCUUGUGUCUUAUUGCUUAAUUAAGAUGCUACAUCUGUAUUAAGAAAGCAGUUGGUGAGGACGUUUGCUAGCUUUGUUAGAUAUCAAUGUGCAUGAUAUCUAACAAAGCGGAGUGAGGCUAGGAAAGAAAAGGUUCAUCCAGGUCAGAUUUGUGCUUUUUUAUCUGUACAUGAUCAGACAGAGGCAGAUUUUAAGGUUUCUAAAGCACAUACAAGUACCCACAAAUAUCAAAAUAUCACUUUUGUUUUAAAUGACACCGGUUCCACACAUUCCUGUGACAUUCAAGUUGCGUUGGAAAAUAUGAUUUAUAUUUUAUUCUGUUAUAUACCAUUAUAUUCCUGCUAUAAAAUAUGUGGGUGUUGACUUUGAUCAGGGCAGGGGAAUGUAAGUGUCUUGUCUGUUGAAUUUCAUUUGCAUGGUGCUGCCAUGUAGCUCUAUGCUAGUAACAUAACUAAACUCAAAAUAAAUGUGAUUAGUCGUAUAAGGUUUCUUAGGACCUGCCUAAACAAAUUAAUAUUGAAUUUAUUUGUGAUGGUGUACAGUGCAUUCAGAAAGUAUUCUGACCCCUUCACUUUUUCCACAUUUUGUAACAUUAAAGCCUUAUUCUAAAAUGGAUUAA
This is a messenger RNA of Salvelinus fontinalis (brook trout), 14600 nucleotides long. Its product is annotated as carbonic anhydrase 5B, mitochondrial-like. The transcript is spliced from 8 exons. Gene Ontology annotation, cellular component: mitochondrion; cytoplasm. Bases 765 to 1712 code for a protein of 315 amino acids. The record is from RefSeq and is a predicted model, not a curated record. NCBI's taxonomy places the organism in Eukaryota, Metazoa, Chordata, Actinopteri, Salmoniformes, Salmonidae. Gene Ontology annotation, molecular function: nucleic acid binding; zinc ion binding; carbonate dehydratase activity.